UUUUAUUUACCGAUCGUACAGAUUGUAUAUUUAUUUAAAAAAUUUAAAUUUAAAAUUGUAUAUUUAGGUUUUCAGAUAAAAACUUAAAUAGAGAGAGAUAAUUAGAAAUAUCCAAAAAACUUAAUAUCCAAAUAAUGUCUGAAGAUAUAAUUACCAAGACAGAAGAACCAGAAAUCCAGUACAUUCUAAAUAAUACAGAAUUUGUAUUUGAUUCUUCAGAUUUAAGUGAAGAAAUUAAUGACAUCAUAUACACAGAUGGAAAUCAAGCAUACAUUUGGACAAAUGGCCAUAUUGUACAAGAAGUGGGUGAAGAAGGAGAUACUGUGUUGGUGCAAGAUGGAGAAGAAAUUAUGGAUCAAUACUUAAUGAAUGAUAAACAAGAUCUAUCCCAAGAAAACCAACAGGUUAUUAAAUAUGUUGAUGAGGAAGGUAAUUUAUCAGAAGCCUCCAAUAUUUUCUAUAUAGAUAAAGAAGGUGUUCCUUUAGGUUCCCAAAGCAUAUCUCCUCAGUAUUAUUUGACUGACUUUAUGGACUCUGUUCCUAAUGUUUGUAAUGAAGAUCAAGAUUCAAUUAAUACCAGUGAAUACUAUGUGGGAGAUCAGGAUGCAGAUGCAUUUGUUGAUAUUAAUGAUACAAAUUGGUAUCUAAAUAUCUCCAAGGAUGGAAAUAUACAUAUAACCAUUCCUCCAACUGAUAAUAACGAAAAUACAACAGAUACUAGCGAUGUCCCACAAAAAGUCGAUUUAACUGCCAUUACAGGAAAAAAUCUUUUAACUGGUCAAGUGCUCAGUUUGGACAGUUAUAUGGACAAAAUAUUAACGCGGAUGAAAUCGAAUCCGUCCAUUAAAUCUUCGAAAAGGAAGCAUAAUUUAAAUGCUUAUUUGAAUAAAAAACUUAAUUUGGGUCUUACGGUUGGUGGGAAAAAGCUGAUGGGAAAGAUAAUUCAUGUAGGCUCCAAAGGCAAGGAAGCGAUUGGAGUUCGAGUUACAGAAGACGAUUCAAAGAAUAAAAAUGAAGAUAUACUUUGUACAGAACCACCGGCAAACAUGUUACGAAAUAAUUUGAUUGCCAACUAUCAACCAAAAAACAUUACUAAAGAAUCCGAUCAAUUUCAGCACAUUUCGAAAGUUCUAUCAGAUUUAAUGCGCAAAGAAAAUUUUAAAGCGAAAAUUAGACAAAGAAGACUUUGGAUAAAAGUCGUAGAGAAAUAUCGAACGAAAGCAAGUGUGAGUACCAAAAACGUAUCGUGGAUUAGGGGGUGCAUGGAGCCGAAAUUGACACCUGUUGAAAAUAAUGAGUAUUUAGAAGACUGGACUUUUGUAUCUGAUGAUGUUAUAACAGAGGAGAAUUAUGCUAAACUCAAGUCACAAAAAGAAUAUUCAAACUACCUACAUCUAACGAUAAUAACAACGCAUUACAGCAGUAGCAAAAGUAUUAUUAAAAUAAUUAUCGAUUCGAAAAACGUUGAUUGUCGUUAUUGUGAGCAGAUGUUUGGAUCAAAAGAAAAUAUGGUAAAGCAUGUUAAUAAAGACCAUAACGCAUGCGAAGUUUGCAAUGAAGUUUAUCCAAGUUUGAGGGAGUUGAUGACUCACAAACAGAUCCACAAUACUGCUGCCUUUAAAAUAUGUCCUAAGAACAACUGCAAAAAGUAUUUUGUGACAGAUCUGGCUUUAAAAAAACACACUGAGUCACACAGAUUGGAAUCUUUUAAAUGUUCACUUUGCUCUUACAGUGGAGUUAAUGAAGCUGACUUUAAAGCUCACUCUUCGACUCAUCCGUCAAGUUGUGACGUCUGCAACUUUGUUUUUUUCAACGAAGCUGAAUUAGUGGCACAUAAGCAACAGGUUCAUUUGUCAAAUGAAACCAGUAGACAUAAAAAAGUAGUAAUAACUAAGCUAUAUGUAUGUGAAAUAUGUAACCACACAUUUUCCCGGCAAGCGAAUUUGCAUAGACAUCUGGAAAUACACAAGAAAACGGAUAAGCUCUUUACGUGUACAAUAUGUGGUUGUUCGUAUCACUUUUCAUCAUCUUUAACUCGUCAUAUCGUUAAAAACCAUGUACAAUUGAAAAGACCAGAUGUUGCUCCCAGCGAAGAAGAGAAUUCUAUAGCAGUGAUGCUUUGAUUUAAAUUAAUGCAAUAGGAAAUAUGGAUACCCAAGAAGAAUCUUUUAUAGAACGCUUAAAAUUCACCAUGUUUCAAUUUCUGUUGGGCAGCUGAUAGUUUUUCGCUUAGUUAGAAGUUAUUUAAGACUAGAAAGGCAUAAAAACAGCAUUAGAUUUUUUAUUUGUCAGUUGUAUUCGGAUGGUAGUAAGAAGUCCAUAAAACUUUACUAAGAAUGUAUUAAAAUUUAUUAGUAUCAAAUCACCAAAGGCUGCUUUUAGUUAAUCUAUGAUUAAGCAAAUUGAUGUUGGUUGCACCGUUAAUGACAAAUCCGUCAAAAUCGAUUUAAAGGACAUUUUACGUAGAUUAAGUGAUUUUAUAUUAAGAAUAAGUAAAAAUGACAUGUUAUAUUUUAUUUAUUUGUUAUUCUUGCGAAUAUAAUUGUAUUAUGUUUAAAUCAUUUUAAAUUUUGUCUACGCAUGGCCCAUUAAAUCUCCAGGUCGGAAGAUUAGAUGUGGCAACGCUGGCAGUCGG
Messenger RNA from Diabrotica balteata, 2635 nucleotides. Lineage: Eukaryota; Metazoa; Arthropoda; Insecta; Coleoptera; Chrysomelidae. The record is from the annotation of a GenBank genome assembly.